Messenger RNA from Jaculus jaculus (lesser Egyptian jerboa), 1461 nucleotides. It is a transcript of the gene Ndufa10, whose product is annotated as NADH:ubiquinone oxidoreductase subunit A10. The transcript has 10 exons. The record is from RefSeq and is a predicted model, not a curated record. The coding region runs from base 54 to 1121 and encodes 355 amino acids. Gene Ontology annotation, cellular component: cytoplasm. Gene Ontology annotation, biological process: mitochondrial electron transport, NADH to ubiquinone. NCBI's taxonomy places the organism in Eukaryota, Metazoa, Chordata, Mammalia, Rodentia, Dipodidae.
CCCCGCGCGGCCGCGUCCCUUCGGGUCCUUGAGCCGGGGCAGACAGCGCAGCCAUGGCCUUGAGGCUCCUGAGGCUGGUGCCGACGUCGGCGUGUGCCCGCGGCCUCACUGCCCGCGCCGAGCGCGUGGAACAAAUUCAUAGCAGCGUACAAUGCAAGCUACAAUAUGGACCUCUGGCCUUCCUCCUUGGUGAUAAGACAAGCAAGAAACUGACAGAGACAAGCAAAGUGAUAACUGUAGAUGGCAACAUAUGUUCCGGGAAAAACAAGCUUGCAAAAGAGAUUGCAGCAAAACUAGGCAUGAAACACUUUCCUGAAGCUGGAAUACAUUAUGCAGACAGCACUACAGGAGAUGGGAAGGCUCUUGACGUACAACUUAGUGGCAACUGUAGCUUGGAGAAAUUUUAUGAUAAUCCGAAAAGUAAUGAUGGCAACAGCUACCGUCUGCAGUCCUGGCUGUACGCCAGCCGCCUCCUCCAGUACUCUGACGCCCUGGAGCACCUGCUGAGCACAGGACAAGGUGUGGUCUUGGAGCGUUCCAUCUACAGUGAUUUUGUCUUCACGCAGGCGAUGUACAACCAGGGCUACAUCCGAAAGCCAUGCUUGGAUCAUUACAAUGAGGUGAAGAGGAUUACUAUCUGUGAGUACCUGCCACCCCACGUGGUCGUCUACAUUGAUGUGCCUGUGCCCGAGAUCCAGAACCGGAUCCAGAAGAAAGGAGAUCCACAUGAAAUGAAGGUCACCUCUGCCUAUCUCCAGGACAUCGAGAACGCCUAUAAGAAAACCUUCCUCCCUGAGAUGAGUGAGAAUUGUGAGGUUUUGGUGUAUGAUGCAAGAGAAGCUCAGGAUGGAGCAAAGGUGGUAGAGGACAUUGAAUAUCUCAACUAUGAGAAAGGGCCCUGGAUCGAGCAGACUGACUACACUUUGCACAAACUGCGGAUGCUGGUUCAGGAUAAGUUGGAGGUGCUGAAGUACACAACUAUCCCUGUCUACCUUCCAGAAAUCACGAUUGGAGCUCACCAGAGUGAUCGCGUCUUUCGCAUGUUCCAUGAGCUGCCGGGCCGCAGGUACUCCCCUGGGUACAAUGCCGACGUGGGUGACAAGUGGAUCUGGCUGAAGUGAACAACACCGUGUACCCAGACUGUGUGUCAGCGAGGAAGACGUCUGCUCUGCCUGACUCGGGGACGCCAGAGCUAAAACACAAAUGAUCAGAAAAUAACUCAGAAUUGUCUUGCAAAAGCAAUCUGCCUGUGUGCAGUCAGAGGUGAAAAGAUCAUCUUCUGUUGAAAAGGUUUCAGAACCUUCUGGCUUUACUUUGGAAUCAUCAUAAUUAUCACUGGGGGAUAAAAAAGCAAAAACUGGUCUGCUCUAAAAGACCAGCUCUCACAAAAAGCAUGCCAUCUUGUCACAGCGGCUUCUUGUGCUCUCUUUCAACUUGUAGAAAUAAAGCUGGCUCUGUGUA